Messenger RNA from Anopheles coluzzii, 3893 nucleotides. Its product is annotated as potassium/sodium hyperpolarization-activated cyclic nucleotide-gated channel 2-like. Lineage: Eukaryota; Metazoa; Arthropoda; Insecta; Diptera; Culicidae. The transcript is spliced from 10 exons. Bases 1198 to 3384 code for a protein of 728 amino acids. The record is from RefSeq and is a predicted model, not a curated record.
CUAACGUUCAACAGUAUAUAUGUAAAGAGUCUGCUCAUCCAUUUCGCAAUAAAUCGCACUCUAACAUAUUUGCAUUUCCAGCUAAAGGACUCCAGAAAGACAUCCAUUCAAUACAGUCAGUACGAUCCAAUGCACACCGUUCGAUUCCAUAUCGCUUCACCGUCCAUCGAACCUUUUCACCGCCGGUUUCGAAAUGUUGCGAAAAUUCUGCGAAAAUUCUGCGAAAAUAUAAAAGCUAAAUCAUCGCACGUGCCUUUUCAACAACACUUCGGGCCGGCUUAGCAGUAUGAGAACACAACUCACCACCUUUCCAGCCCUUUCGCUUGCUUCCCCAUUAGGCAAGGUGACGAGAUGUUUCGCACCAGUUUCAUUAAAAUUUCACCAGCAAGCAUAAUGCACCGACGAGAUGGUUUUUCCUCGUGCCUUUCGCUCUCCGGAGCACCGAAAGGCAUUUUACUUUAAGGGCUGAGCUUUACCCUGCUCAUUUCCGCUCGAUACUCCACAGCCGGGCAAGGAUCAAAGGCUCACAGACACAGAUAGCAGAGGCCUGGCAAAAAUUGACUAAUGAAAAUCACAACCCAGAGGCGAAGGUGGAGGCUAAUUAACCUUUCUGGUAGGACCGGAGUUUCUGGGAGUGUUUUCCUUGCUGUGGUUUUUUUGUGCUGACUGUUAGGCAGUUGGGUCGAGUGAGGAAGAGGAGGGAAAUAUCUUACGCUCCAAGGUGGUCCCACCUUUCCCGGAAAGUGAUUCGCGAAUCUUGGGCGCUUCCCAGUGCUCGCGGCAACACUUUAAUUGAAUUAGGAUCACAAGAAUGGAAAGCUUUCGGGGGUUUGCGGUACUAAAUCUCCUGGUGUUUCGGUGCUAAUGAUACCAGCUGUAAUCGCGGUUGCCUUUUGCGUUAAUGACGGGUUUCAAGAUGAUUCAAGCUAUUGUAAUUAAUCAAUCGAUUUAACAAUGAUAUCAAGAGAUUAAACUAAUCAAGCAACUCAAAUGAUGGCUCCCUGAGACACCAAACGCCCGAUCUUUAAGCUUGUUGCUUCAUGCUCCAACCAACUCUCCCACUAGAAAGUCAACCAUCAGAGUAGGCUAUGUGGAGUGCAAAAGACAAAAAACAAAAAAUAAAUAAAUAUUGUUCGGCUUUUAAUAGCUUCAUAACCUUUCCUUGGGGAGACCGUUCCGUUUGCCGGUGAAUUAAAAAUGAGCAAAAUCCCAACUCAGCAGCAGUACAAGCAGCGUCAGAGCAGCCUUCCAAACCCCGGCAUAACCCACGCACCAUCAGAACAACCCCCAGAGGAAAUGGUUGCCGGUAAUGGCGGUGAAAAAGGCAAUCGGAACUUUCCAUCGCACCACUGCUCCGUCAGCCAUGAUGUGGACCUGGUGAAGCUGCUAAUAUCCGCCAACACCGUACCACGCAGGCUCGCUCGCUGGUGGCGCCGGCUAUGCCUGAUCGAUCAUCACAGCCCCAUCGCGAGGCUCGCCUUUCGCAGCGAUACGGCAAUCAAGCGCGAAAUGUCACGCCAGCUUACCUACUACCCGGGCACGAUACAUCCGCUGAGCUAUUUCCGCUUCAUCUGGAACUGUCUGAUGAUAGUAACAUUCGCGAGCGUCUUCCUGCUGAUACCGUACGACAUAACGUUUCUGUACCGGAUCGAGGACUACUAUCCCUUUACCGCGUUUCAUAUGGUGCUGUUGGGCGCGGAUUUCAUUUGCCUGGUUGAUGUGGUGAUAAACCUGUACACCGGGACGUACGACCGCCAAACGCAGCGUGUCGAUCUGAACAUGAGCGGCGUCCGGAAGCGUUACCUGCGCUUUUGGUUCUGGAUCGAUGUCAUCACCUCGGCACCGGAUCCACUGUUGACGAGGCUCAUUCCCACCACAACGUUCGACAACUCGCUGGUGUACUGUCUGCAUCGGCUCAACUUCCAUGCCGGCUGCCUGUGGGAUCUGUGGAGUCUGCUGUCGGUGAUGAAGAUCUUCCGCUUCCGGACGUUCCUGCGCUACAUCCGCGGCCUUUGUGAGUGGUUCGGGCUGCGGCGCAAGGUGAUCAAGUUCAUCGCCAUCCUGGCCACCGUACUGACGGUGUUCCAUUGGAGCACGUGUCUAAUGUUUCUGGUGCUCCGGUUAGCGCAAGGAACUGAUCCAGCCCAGAUCGAUCAGCGCUCCUGGACGAUGAAGAUAUCGUUUUGGAAUCAAACGUCUUUGGUUCGCUACAUGGAAUGCUCCUACCGCACGCUGUACACCGUGGCACACAUCACGCACGACUUUAGCGAGUCCAUGACCUACGACGAUAUGCUGAUGUCCCUGGCCUACACCAUCAGUGGCUACAUCCUCAAGAUUUACCUGCUAGCGGAGUUGCUUAUUUUCAUACGCAUUCUGUUUUCCAGCGCCAGCAAGUAUCACGAGUAUCGGUACGAGCUGAGCAACUACAUGCGCCACGAGCAGCUGCCGGCCGCGCUGCAGCAGCAAAUCUUGAGCUUCUACGACUUCCGCCAUCCGAAGAUCUACAGCCGCUGGUCGCUGAUCCGGUCCGUGCUGGGGGAGCAGCUUUACGGAGAGAUGCGCAUGCAGCUGGUGGGACCGCUGCUUCGGGGCUGUCCCCUGUUUCGGGCCGUGUUUACCGACCAGCAGCUGAUGGCGUUGGCACUCGGCAUGCAGUACCAGCUAUUCAUGAGGAACGAUAUCAUUGCCCGAUGGAACGGUGACGAGCGGGCCUGGCACAUGGUGUUCAUCGUGUCCGGCACGGUCGCCCUGUACACGAGCGGCUGGCAAAAGGUGCUGCACCUGGAGGAUGGGGAGCAUUUCGGAGAAUUCCAGCUGCUCUUUGAUGCGACUACGGUGAAAUUCCCCAACAUGGUAGCGGUGGAAAACUCUCAGCUUUAUAUCUUGUCCGACCAAGACGAACCGACCACCACGCCAGUACGAAUUUCCUGCCCGAGUACGGACGCAAACAAAAUCCAAUUCCACGCCAUCAGCACUAACGGCGUUACCACCUGGGAAAUAAAACAUCGCUCCAUCGCCUUUUCUGAGGGGACGCGGACUGUGACAGAUGGGUGUGGGAAGGGAGGGGAGUCCGAGAACGACUUGGAAUGGCAAUUGCGAUUGAAAUACUUUUCGUGUCAUUUCACGCUCACACGACGGUGCCUCUCCCAUGUCCCAUGUGCAUGCGCUUCUCUCCCCCUGUGCACCGCAGCCCGGGACUGGUUGGAACGGUUUCUGCAACCGCACCCAGCGCUGCGCCGGCAUCUAAUCGACCUGGCAACGGAACACCUGCACCAGAUGGAACAAAUGCAGCGUGGCAGCGUGCUGGAAGCGCUGGAACAUGUCGAGACGGUGCGAAUGCAACCCACCACCGGCACCAGCAGUGCCAAGCCGCACCAGCGCUAGCGGCAAUGAACGACCGAGUGCGCAGUGCGUUUCCUGCCCGGUCCGGAUGAAUAAAUCCCACCGUGGAGCCGCUUACCUGGGCCGCUUCCGGCUUCCACCUCAAUCCGGGCCCCGGCGACAAUCAAUCAUUUCCGGAACUGGGGAGGAACUGUGCAAAGGUGGGUCGAUUUGAUUCUGUUUGCACCGAGCGAUGGUAACAUUAUUUCCCCUCCCAGAGCAACAUUUCCACCAGCCACCUUCCCCCACGGGAUAUGGUAUUGUGUUGUUUGGAGGCGAUAUUUUUCCUCUCUCGCUCUCUUUUUGUUGCCACUUUUCCGAUUUAUUAAUAUUAAGUGUGGCAAUCGCUACGCGAUCGCUGGCUGCUUCACCCAAGGAUGGCACCCGAGGCCCCCUUUCAACGGUGCAAACGAAUUUAAUUAAAUAUUUCACUUUGAAGCGGCAUGUGCGAAGCGACGACUUCGGGUGGGUGGAGCUCAAUAAAUCAGUUAACACGCGGCAGGUUGAAGAUA